Molecule: messenger RNA, 1362 nt
Organism: Malassezia japonica
Lineage: Eukaryota; Fungi; Basidiomycota; Malasseziomycetes; Malasseziales; Malasseziaceae
Exons: 3
Coding region: 1-1362 (453 amino acids)
Source: RefSeq, a predicted model, not a curated record
AUGGCAGACGCUGGUGCAGAGGCACCCUCCCGUGUAUAUUCACGACACACACUACUGCGCCUUUCACAAAGCCCGCUCGUUCAUGUCCCCGACGGCACGCCGCCGUUUGACGAGUGGUAUGGUGCCUGGCGGCCGUAUACGCCCCGCGGGCUGGGUAGCGGCAUGCACGACAUGCCCGGCAAAAGAGAGAUGCGCCAGCGUCGCGGCGAUGGCCGCGGCGAGCCGCUUUCCGACGGAUCGCGCCGCUUCCCGACGCCGAAAGGCACGUUUGUCCCUGCGCCGGCGCCCCGCCGGGGGGGGGCGAGCAAGGGCGAGGAGCGCGCGCGCCGCGGCGAAGAGGUGCGCGAUCUUGCGUGGCGCCGCACCGGCGAGGAGCGUGGAGACAUGCCCGCGUGGAUGGCCGAGGACGCGGGCACGCCGCGCACUCCUGGAGGGCGCGUAGACAGCAUCCAAGAGUUCAAGGCGCAGCUGCGUGAGCGCGAGCGCCGCGAGAAGGGCGAGCCGGAGCCGGAGCAGGCGCAGCAGCGGGGCAUGUACGAGGACCUCGCGCAGCCGGAAGAGAGCGACGGCCACUCGAGCCGCUUCGCCAAGUUCUUCCACUCCGACCAGGGCAAGGGCGAUGCACAGGCCAGCAACCAGGCCGCAGUCGAGAUCGACCUCUUUUCGCUGCUCUCGGGCAAGAAGGAGCAGAAGCCAUCGAGCGCCGCGUCGACGCCGGCCGCGCCCGCGCCUCCGGCACUCGCACCGGCACCGAAGCAGGCCCCGAGCGCGCCGCAGACGCCGCAGGCCGCGCCGGCGGGGGGCGCGCCGAGCGCCGCGGACAUGGCGAGCAUGCAGAUGCUCAUGGCCAAGCUCAUGGGUGGCCGGACGCAGUCGCCGGCCGCUACGCCGCCGCGCGCGUCGUCGGGCACCGCCACGCCAAGUGCGCCGCCGAGCGGCGCUCACGGCUCGCCGGCUCCGGCAGCGCAGGCCGCGCAGAACGCCCCGAGCCAGAUGGCGCUCUUUCAGCAGCUCCUCCACCAAUCGAGCCGCCCGCGCGACGGCGACGGCGCCGGCGCCGGCGCGCCGCCCGGCCUCGGGGGCGGCGGCUGGCCGAUGGCGAUGCCGCGUCCAGGUGCGCCGCCCGGCGGCCCUCAUGGCGCCCACCCCGGCGGCCCUCCUGGCGGGCCGCCGGGCCUGUACGGUGCGCCGCCCGGCGUUCCCCCCCAGGGCUGGCCGGUGGCCGCGCGUCCGCCCGGCGCCCCCCCGGGCCUUGCGGGAAUGCCAGGUGCGCCGCCCGGCAUGCAUCCCCCCCCCGCCAUGCCGUAUGCGUUCCCCGGCCACGCGGUGCCUCCUGGCUGGAUGCCCGAGCGGCGUGAGUAG